AUGAUUGCUCGUGUUGUUUCUAGGCCUUUUGCUGCCACUGCGUCGACUACUUUUGGUGCGCGUAGCUCCGCGGUGUCUGUAGCUGGCUUCCACUCGAGCGGUGCCGCGCAGGCCUCGCUCCGUGAGCUCGAGCAGCGUGUGAAGAGUGUCAAGAACAUCGAAAAGAUUACCAAGUCGAUGAAAAUGAUUGCUGCUACAAAGCUUGGCCGCGCGCAGCGCGCCAUGGACGCUGCGAUUGCUUACGGCAAAGCCAGCAACGAGAUCUUUGUGCAAUCGGAUGCACAGGAUUCGCCCGACGCGGAGAAGAAGGGCCACGAGAUGUUUAUCGUGAUGUCCUCUGAUAAGGGUCUUUGUGGUGGUAUCCACUCCGCGCUCUCGAAAAAGACCCGCCAGGUCGUUGGUGCAAUCAAGAAGGAGGGUGGCGAAAGCCCGUAUGUGGUAACCGUUGGUGAGAAGGGCAAGUCCCAGCUUUCGCGUGCGCUGCCCAUGGAAAUGGCGCUCUCCUUUAACCAGAUCGGCAAGGACAUCCCCACGUAUGAGGAUGCGCUUGCGAUUACGGACACGAUCUUGAAGUCGGAGCUUCCCGUGGACAAGGUCAACAUUAUCUACAACAAGUACGUCUCCUCGAUCUCGUUCGAGUCUGUCGUUUUGCCGGUGUAUACCGAGGGCGCGCUCCUGAAUGCGCCCAAGAUCAGCCAGUACGAGAUGGAUGAGUCGAACGCCAAGGACCUCGCUGAGUUUUCCUUUACCAAUACCGUAUUUGCUACGCUUGUCGAGGGCCAUGCUUCUGAGAUCAACAGUAAACGUAACGCCAUGGACAAUGCGUCGAAGAACGCUGGUGAAAUGAUUACCAAUCUUAACCUGCUCUACAACCGUGGUCGUCAAGCCGCGAUUACCAACGAGCUUAUCGACAUUAUUACCGGUGCCUCGUCCAUGUAA
Molecule: messenger RNA, 939 nt
Organism: Malassezia vespertilionis
Lineage: Eukaryota; Fungi; Basidiomycota; Malasseziomycetes; Malasseziales; Malasseziaceae
Gene: ATP3
Product: atp3 gamma subunit of the F1 sector of mitochondrial F1F0 ATP synthase
Exons: 2
Coding region: 1-939 (312 amino acids)
Biological process (GO): proton motive force-driven ATP synthesis
Molecular function (GO): proton-transporting ATP synthase activity, rotational mechanism
Source: RefSeq, a predicted model, not a curated record